Messenger RNA from Bactrocera tryoni, 804 nucleotides. RefSeq names its product protein SGT1 homolog (gene Sgt1). Gene Ontology annotation, molecular function: protein-folding chaperone binding. The transcript has a single exon. Gene Ontology annotation, biological process: protein stabilization. The coding region runs from base 125 to 670 and encodes 181 amino acids. NCBI's taxonomy places the organism in Eukaryota, Metazoa, Arthropoda, Insecta, Diptera, Tephritidae. The record is from RefSeq and is a predicted model, not a curated record.
GAUAGAUUCUCAUUGACUAGCGUAGAACAAAAAUAAUAAGCAACAAUUUUGCAAAUCAGCUCAAUUGUUGUAGGUAUCGCUUAAUAAAGAGUCAUUGAAAACAAAAUAAUAAACUACAUAAAAAAUGUCGGUGCGUCACGAUUGGUAUCAGUCCGAAACAAAGGUGGUGGUAACGGUUAUGUUGAAGGAUGCAGUUGGCAAAAAUUACAAAGUUGAUAUCCAGCCGGAACAUUUAAACAUGACAGCCGAUGGUUAUGAACUUGACCUGCAGUUAUAUCGUCCGGUUGAUGUUAGUAAAUGCUCGCACAAAGCUUAUUCAACUAAAGUGGAAAUAACGUUAGCAAAGCAAGUUGGCGAACGAUGGGAAAGCUUAGAGAAGAAGGAGCUCCCACCACCAACAGCUGCGCCACCACCGCUUCACAAAAAGGACUGGGACAGUUUGGCUAAGGAAGUGGAAAAGUCUGAAGAAGAGGACACCAAAAGUGAAGAAGCGUUAAAUCGACUUUUUAAGAAAAUCUAUUCUUCAUCAUCUCCAGAGGUACAGAAAGCAAUGAACAAGUCGUUUUCCGAAUCUGGUGGCACUGUGCUAAGUACAAACUGGCAAGAGGUAUCCAAAGAUAAAGUUGACAUUAAACCACCAGAAGGUGCGGAAUUUAAAAAGUGGGAUUAGUCGCAUAGCGAAAAAUAUGGCUCGACAAACACAUAUGGAUUGGCCUUUGCAUCACUUUAAUUUAUCAUUUAUUUAUAACGAAAUUCAUGGAAUAAAAAAUUUUAUAGUAACAUUUACUUAUCGUUUCCAAAGCA